Molecule: messenger RNA, 2706 nt
Organism: Myxocyprinus asiaticus (Chinese sucker)
Lineage: Eukaryota; Metazoa; Chordata; Actinopteri; Cypriniformes; Catostomidae
Exons: 5
Coding region: 685-1560 (291 amino acids)
Source: RefSeq, a predicted model, not a curated record
CAGCAAACAAUGUUCAUUUUGCUGCAACACAAAAACUCGUUUUACGUAGCCUUUGCGUCUUGCGCCGUGACAGUGAACGGGGCUUAAGGGGCCGUUCACACCGAACACGUUUUGCCUCCGUCUGCGCUGUUUUUAAAUCGUGUUUCUAUGUAAACAUGUGCUAGACGGACGUCUUUUUUUCAGCGUCUCGCGCAGGAAGACGCCGUGUCAGGUUAAAUUACGUCAGCUUUUUAAAAGCGUCUCGAGACACUUGCGUUCUGUUCCAUGCAUGACGUUCCGUCUAGCGUGUUUUAGGACAAGAACGCGGUAGGGUCUGAACGGCCGCUUUUAGGACUUUUAAAAACGCGCCCUGACAUCUCCGUCUGUUUUUGACCGCAAAACGCCUCCUUUGUGAACACCCCCUCAAUAGAUGCGCGUCAUCGCGUCCUGCCCAUAGCACCGCGAUCAGCUGAGAGCGCGCAGCGGAGCAGUGAAUCUCUUUCGGGUGUUUUUUAAUAUCUGAAUCACUGUACUGAGAUCAGCUGAACUUUUCCAGACACAUCUGGAACAUCUGAGCUCAGUGACUGAACUGCUGUCACAUUGUUGGAAACGGACAAAAGCACUUCUGAAUUCAUCUGAAAUAUAAUAUCCCCAUCCGGAGUUGUUUCUGUUUCUACUGCAGAAAGCAAGAAGGAUAAAGUUCGUAUGAAGGAUAUGGGCAGAUAUGGAAAUGUUGCGUUUUGCGCGUUGGUUUUCUUCUACUGUUCAUUCAUUACAGGUGAUCAUCUCUGCGUCUCUGCAGUUCACGUGACCACGUCACCUUCAAUUCACAGCUCCGUGAAGAGAAGAGAUGGAGUGUCUGAUGUCGACAUGACCUCAUCACUACAGCCAGAGUCACCCAACAGUGAUCAGACACAGUCCUCUACUAACCACACAAACACCAACAUCACAGAUCCCACUCCUUAUACACACAUUUCAGCAGUCACGUCCGUUUCAUCAUCAUGGACGGUCACUCCCUCACUCACCACAACGGAGAACAUCAGUUUCUCUGGGAACAUCACAGACAGCCGAAAUGAGUCUGACCUUUUAUCUACGAAACAUCAGACAACAGUUAUCACAGUAACACCUACUACACUCCUGCCAUCAACAACCCAUGAUCCCAAAACCAAAAUCUACAACACCACCUUCCUUCCGACAUCCACCAGGCCACCAAACGUGACCAGCCCAGAAUCAAUAACUACACGAAUGAGACAAAAAUCUUCACCGACAACAUUAUCACAUGCUGCUACCACCCCUGCAGUCACCACAGCGACGCCAGCGAGCAGCAGUCCCGUCCAGGCAAACGCUCACGCGGACACCCCCUCUGCACUGAAUGUUGGAGACGACGACAAUAACUCCAAAGUGUCCUCUGACCCACUCCUGGCUGGACUGGUGUCUGCGUUUGUUGUCGUCGCUGCCAUUGUGUCAGUCCUCAUAUUCCUGAAAUUCAGAAGUAGAAAUGAUGGUGCCGAAUUUCACAGACUUCAAGAUCUCCCAAUGGAUGAUAUGUUGGAAGAUGCUCCGCUCUCCAUGUACGGCUAAUGAAAAACAUGGAUGCAUCUCACGAUUUUGUCACAGAUUUCUUCAAAGCGUCCAACGUUCUCUGUGUAACACAAGACAAGAAACUAUUUUAUGGGUCAUGUGCUUCGUAGAGGCACAAAUGCUCAUAUUGUUUCUGUUACAAGACAAAAUUUAGCAAAACACUCCACUUCAGUUGUUAAAUGCACCGUGGCCUUCAGUGCCUGGUUAUCGGGUUCAUAUUCUUGCACUUUAUGUGGCAUUUGAGAAUGGGUCACGUGCCAUGGAAUUAUUUGAUGACUGUCAUGUUGCUGUUUUCUGUCUUUUUGGCAGUGUGUGUGUAAAUUAAUUUCUCUAUGACUGUUGUCUCCAGAUCUACUUUUGUUGUAUAUGUUUUCAUCUAGUAUUUUCUGCUCUGGAAAAACUCAUUUUUUAAUUCUGAUUAACAUGCUGCCUUGUUCUUGUUUUCUUAAUCGAGGUUUUGAUGGUUAAUAUUGAUGUCAUGGUCAAACUCACCCCAUUGGUUUAGCCAGAAGUUGACAUGCCAGACUGUUCAAACAUGCACGUUUUGAAAGCUCUACAAUGUGGUGAUCUACGAAUAGCACACUUAUAGUUGCCUUUGUUCAUUAAAGUCAGCAUUAAAUAAAAAUUGACCCGACUUUCUUAAUAGGAAUUCUUGGGCUUACUGAACAUGAUUCAUAAGUGCACAUUAUUCCAAAGGAAAACACACAGCAGCUUUUUUUGGAAAAGCAUUUCCAAAGUUAUGUAUUGGAUAAAAAUAUGAAUUUGUGUUUACUUUGACAUCAGAUAUAGUAUUUUUUUAUUUUUUUCAUCAACCAGGCUGCCAACACACAGAAUCAUUAUUAUAAUAUAAUAUAAUUAUUUAAAUGCUUUUCCUGUACCUGACAUGCUUUAAUGUAGUCAGGAAAUGCUUUACAAAAAUACUGAGAAAUAAUGACCCAAAUGUAGCUACAGACUCUACACUCAACAUUUUUAUGAACUGAUAAAAUACAGUCCAAUUUCCAAUACUUUUCAUUUGUUUGCUGAAAGUGUGAUAUUGUUUACUUGUGUGAUAACAUGUGAGAGUGGAUUUGUGUAAAGCUGUUUUGUAAAACUGUUUGUUCCUGUGUCACAUUUUGGAUCUUUUUGAUUAAUAAAACAUCUAUACAA